Nycticebus coucang (slow loris) is the source of this 743-nucleotide messenger RNA. RefSeq lists its product as uncharacterized. The record is from RefSeq and is a predicted model, not a curated record. Lineage: Eukaryota; Metazoa; Chordata; Mammalia; Primates; Lorisidae. The transcript has 3 exons. Bases 1 to 453 code for a protein of 150 amino acids.
AUGGUUACCACGGUCUGCCACCAUCCAGUAGGGGAAGCUGAGUUCUGUGCCUCGGGUGCUCAAUGGCAGCUGAAGAAAGUUCCAACUGAGGCAGUUCAGCUGAGUGCCAAGUCCAAAGACACCAAAACAGUUCACAGGUCUCAUGUGAGGUGCCUCUUCCUGAGAGACGCCCCGCCCACCACCUCGCUGAGAGACGCCCCGCCCACCACCUCGCUGAGAGACGCCCCGCCCACCACCUCGCUGAGAGACGCCCCGCCCACCACCUCGCUGAGAGACGCCCCGCCCACCACCUCGCUGAGAGACGCCAUGCCGGCUACUCUGCUGCACGCCUCCAUCACUGCGCCUUGCUGGUUCUUGCUUGUCAUUUGCAAUUUGCAAGACUGCAUUUAUUUGUUCGCUUGCUUUUUAAGUCAUUCAUUUGUCCUGCUAGAGUGUGUAUUCCAUGAGGGAUAAAGACUAUCUUGGCUCCCUUAAUCAUGGCUGUUGUCUCUGGAAUCUAGCGUGGUGUCUGGUACAUUGUUGUUAGUGCUCAGUAAAAACUGACAGAAUAAAUAAAAGAAAGGGAGAGAGAAAGGAUCAGAUGUUCAUGUUUAUUUUAUUUGCCAAAGGCUUCCUAGCGGCCUUCUAAUAAAUGCCCUAAGAAAUCUGGACCAAAUAUACACCUUCUCCACUUACUUGUUCUUGCUUGUUCUUUAGUAGGCCCACCUCAUUCUUCUACAUCAUCUCUUAUAAUGAAACUGAGA